AUGAAGUUCACAAUCGCUCUUGUUGCAGCUGUGCUGUGUGCCUCGGAAAUCCUUGCGCUUCCUGCCGGAUACGAAGCUCGGGGUUAUCAGAAGCACCCUGCACCAGUGCAAGCUUCAACCACGCUAGUGGAAUCGACCGCUUCUGCUUCCGUUACCACUUACGCUCCCCUUCCUGCAUCUACGGACGCUCCGCCCCCUGCGAGCAGCGAGGUACCUCCAGCUUCGUCAGCAGUCACACAACCGUAUCCUGCAUCCACGGACACUUCGUCUGCGGCAAGCAGUGACGUACAAUCCGCUUCAUCUGCAUCCACGCAGCCUAAUCCCUCUGCCACCUCCGAUGCCCCGGUCUCGCAGGCCCCCACCCCCGCGAUCUCUGACUCGUCAACUCUCACAGCGAGCUCUGCGUCUGUGGCUCCGCCCGCCUCGACAUCUAUCUCACCUUCCGCCCCACCUGCGAGCUCUGAGGCUCUAGUUUCUACGCAGCCUCCUGUCCCUUCGAGCUCAGCGGUCGCUCCUCCCCCAGCAUCCACUCAGACUCCAACGCCGCCCAUCGAUGAUUGCCCAGCUGCAUCCAAUUCUGUCCCCCUUCUUCGUGGAUUCGACGGUCUUGCGGGAGAUCACUUCUACACCACUGAUGCCAACGAAAUGAGCAAAGCCCACGGGUACGCGAAGGAAGCUCACGCUGGCAAGGUGUACCCCACCGCUGCGAAGAAUACGACGCCACUCUUCCGUAUGUUCAGCGGGCACGCAAAGGAUCAUUUCUAUACCACGUCGGAACAGGAGCGCGAUAACGCCGUUCAGAAGCUUGGUUAUCAGAGCGAGGGGGUCACUGGGCAUAUUUUCAAGACUCAGAUCUGUGGAAGUGUCCCGCUGCACAGGUUGUACAACCCCAGUGCCAAGAACCAUUUCUACACCACCUCCGAGCCAGAAGCAAACAACGCUGCUGUCGCACUUGGGUACGAAAGAGAAGGCGUUGCUGGUUUUAUCCUUCAGUAG
Molecule: messenger RNA, 996 nt
Organism: Pleurotus ostreatus (oyster mushroom)
Lineage: Eukaryota; Fungi; Basidiomycota; Agaricomycetes; Agaricales; Pleurotaceae
Exons: 2
Coding region: 1-996 (331 amino acids)
Source: RefSeq, a predicted model, not a curated record